GUUACAAGAAAGGGCAAUGAAGGAAAGUAAAUACAUGAUACCUGCCAUGAAAUUUGGCCAGCCUAGGACAAGCUGCAGAAAUGGAAACGAAGUUACAAGGACAAGGAGGAAGAUUCGUAGUGAAAUCAUUCUAGAAAGGAGGAGACAAACAAAGUUACAAGAAAGGGCGGAUGACGGAAAAUAAAUACAUAGACAGAACUGCUUGCCAUAUCAUAUAUUACUUGAUAGAUGC
Molecule: messenger RNA, 232 nt
Organism: Linum tenue
Lineage: Eukaryota; Viridiplantae; Streptophyta; Magnoliopsida; Malpighiales; Linaceae
Source: the annotation of a GenBank genome assembly